This is a messenger RNA of Prionailurus viverrinus (fishing cat), 5980 nucleotides long. It is a transcript of the gene GCC2, whose product is annotated as GRIP and coiled-coil domain containing 2. Gene Ontology annotation, biological process: late endosome to Golgi transport. The record is from RefSeq and is a predicted model, not a curated record. The transcript is spliced from 23 exons. Gene Ontology annotation, cellular component: Golgi apparatus. NCBI's taxonomy places the organism in Eukaryota, Metazoa, Chordata, Mammalia, Carnivora, Felidae. The coding region runs from base 37 to 5184 and encodes 1715 amino acids.
GCAGCGGGGCUGCGUGGCCACUGCAGGCCGGCUGCCAUGGAGGUAACGCUGCUCGGGCGACCGGACUGGGACCGGGGCCCACCAUCUCCCCGCGGGGCCUUCCCGAGCCGCGGUUUGAGACACGGGGAUGGGCGCCGUGAUCCUGUUCAAGAUGGGGUGGCUUCACCAGCCACCUCUGGGACUGGGAAAUCUAAGCUGGAAACCUUGCCCAAGGAAGAUCUUAUCAAGUUUGCCAAGAAGCAGAUGAUGCUAAUACAGAAAGCUAAAGCCCGAUGUGCAGAAUUGGAGAAAGAAAUUGAGGAAUUCAAAACAAAACCUGUUGCUGGAGGAACUGGUGAUAUUAUUAAGGCAUUGACUGAACGUCUGGAUGCUCUUCUUCUGGAAAAAGCAGAGCGUGAGCAACAGUGUCUUUAUCUGAAGAAAGAAAAUAUUAAAAUGAAGCAAGAGGUUGAGGAUUCUAUUACUAAGAUGGAAGAUGUGCACAAGGAGUUUGAACAAUCACAAGGAAACUAUGUGAAAGAAAUUGAAAAUCUGAAAAAUGAAUUAAUGGCAGUACAUUCCAAACACAGUGAAGAUAAAGCUAGCUUGCAAAAGGAACUGGAAGAAGCAGCAAAAAAACAAUUAGAACUUUCCGAACAACUUAAAUUUCAGGGUAACUGUGAAGAUAAUGUUAAAAAACUACAAGAGAUUCAGAACAUCAAGCCAGUCUUUGAGGAACAAAUUUUAUAUCUGCAAAAACAAUUAAGCACUGCUACAAAUGAAAAGGAGCAAGAAAUUACGCAUCUCCAAGAAGUCAUUGAGGCUAAUUCCCAGCGUUACCAAAAAGAUAUUAAUAGUUUGCAAGAAGAGCUUUUGCAGUUGAAAGUUGCACACCAAGAAGAGGUGAAAGAUUUGAUGUGCCAAAUAGAAGCAUCUGCAAAAGAACGGGAAGCAGAAGUGAGUAAUUUAAACCAGCUAAAGGAGAAUUUAGUCAGACAAUGUGAAGCAAGUGUGAAGAACAUUCAGGAGAAGUAUGAAUGUGAAUUAGAAAACUUAGAGAAUGCGCCAGAUGCAAACCACGAAAAUCAGAUGUGUCCUGUGCUCUUACAAGAAGAAGCUUUUGUAGAACAAGUAGUAAACGAAAAAAUCAAACACUUAGAAAACACCUUAAAAGAACUGGAGUCUCAACAUAGUAUCUUAAAAGAUGAGGUAACUUACAUGAAUAAUCUUAAAUUAAAACUUGAACUUGAUGCACAACAUAUAAAGGAUGAGUUUUUUCAUGAACGGGAAGACUUAGAGUUUAAAAUUAAUGAAUUAUUGCUAGCUAAAGAAGAACAGAGCUGUGUAAUUGAAAAAUUAAAAUCUGAACUAGAAGAUUCAAACAAACAAUUUUGCUGUACUGUAGAACAACAUAACAAAGAAGUACAGAGACUUAAGGAACAGCAUCAAAAAGAAAUAUCAGAACUAACUGAGACAUUUUUGUCAGGUUCAGAAAAAGAAAAAUUAACACUAAUGUUUGAAAUACAAGGUCUUAAGGAGCAGUGUGAAAACCUACAGCAAGAAAAGCAAGAAGCAAUUUUAAAUUAUGAGAGUCUGAGGGAGAUUAUGGAGAUCUUACAAACAGAACUGGGGGAAUCUGCUGGGAAAAUAAGUCAAGAGUUUGAAUCAAUGAAGCAACAGCAAGCAUCUGAUGUUAACGAACUUCAGCAGAAACUCAGAACUGCCUUUAAUGAAAAAGAUGCUCUUCUUGAAACUGUGAAUCGUCUCCAGAGAGAAAAUGAAAAGUUGUCCCAACAAGAAUUAGUGCCAGAACUUGAAAAUACCAUAAAAAGUCUUCAAGAAAAGAAUGAAGUGUGUUUAGUUAGUCUCAGUCAGAGAGAUACCAUGUUACAAGAACUUGAAGCAAAGAUAAGUUCCCUCACUGAGGAAAAAAAUGAUUUCAUAAGUAAAAUAAAAACUUCUCAUGAAGAGAUGGAUAAUCUCCAUAAAAAAUGUGAAAGGGAAGAAAGAUUGAUUGUAGAACUUAGGGGAAAAGUAGAGCAAACUAGCCACUGCAACAGUGAACUGGAACAAAAGGUAAAUGAAUUAAGAGGAGAACUAGAAGAAACUUUAAAAGAAAAGGAUCAAAAUAACCAAAAACUAGAAAAACUUAUGGUUCAAUUAAAAACUGUCUCUGAGGACCAGGAAGCACUAUCAUCUGAAGUUAAGAGUCUUUAUGAGGAAAAUAAUAGAUUAAGUUCAGAAAAGAACCAGUUGAAUAGGGAUUUGGAAGUUCUCCUGUCCCAAAAAGAAGAUGUUAUGCUUAAGGAACACAUUUCUGAAUUAGAAAAGAAACUUCAGGUAACAAUUACAGAACGAGAUAAUUUAAGUACACUGUUUGAAAAUGAGCAGGUUCAGAAGUUAUUUGUCAAAACUCAGUUAUGUGGUUUUCUGAAGCAGAUGGAGUCAAAAGUUUCAGAAGAAGAUGAAGAGGAAGAUGUUGUAAAUAUCCUACAAGCUGUAGGUGAAUCCUUAGCUAAAAUCAAUGAGGAAAAACACAACUUGAUAUUUCAGUAUGAUGAAAGGGUAGCAGAGUUAGAAAAAAAGAUUAAGUGCCUUCAAGAAGAGAAUGCAGUUCACCAUGAAGAGCUUCAGUCUCUACUAAGAGACCAUGAACAAGAGAAAGUUCUCUUAAGGAAAGAAUUAGAAGAAACCCUGUCGCAUAAAGAGGCCUUGCAGUCUGAUCUUCUAGAAAUGAAGAAUGCUAAUGAAAAAACAAGGCUUGAAAAUCAGAAUCUUUUAAGUCAAGUUGAAGAAGCCUCUCAAAACUUACAUAGCAAAAAUAAAACCCAAAAUGAAAAAGAACAGUCUUUUGUAAGGGAGCUUGAAAACCUGAGGCUAUCGCAGGAACAAAAAGAAGCUGAAUUGCAGGACGUGAGAGCAGAGUUGUUGUUAUUAAAGGAUUCCUUAGCGAAAUCACCUGUAGAAAAUGAUCAACCUUCUUUAGUAAAAGAGUUGGAAGAAAAAAUAGGAUAUCUGGAAAAAGAAUCCAAAGAGAAAGAGGAAAAAAUAAAUAAGAUAAAACUAGUUGCUGUGAAGGCAAAAAAAGAACUAGAUUCUAGCAAAAGAGAGGCCCAGACUCUACGGGAAGAGCUUGAAUCUGUUCGAUCAGAAAAGGAUCAGUUGUCUACUUCCAUGAGAGAUCUCAUUCAAGGAGCAGAAAGCUAUAAGAAUCUUUUAUUAGAAUAUGAUAAGCAGUCAGAGCAGUUGGAUGUGGAAAAAGAACGUGCUAAUAAUUUUGAACAUCACAUAGAAGAACUUACAAGACAAUUAAGGAAUUCAACUUUUCAGUGUGAAAAAUUAAAUUCUGAUAAUGAAGAUCUCCUGGCUCGUAUUGAGACACUACAGUCUAAUGCAAAGUUAUUAGAAGUACAGAUAUUAGAAGUCCAAAAAGCCAAAGCAGUGGCAGACAAAGAGUUGGAAGCCGAAAAACUUCAGAAAGAACAGAAGAUAAAGGAGCAUGCCAGUUCUGUAAAUGAACUUGAAGAACUUCAGCUUCAACUUCAGAAGGAAAAGAAACAGCUUCAGAAAACUAUGCAAGAAUUAGAGCUGGUUAGAAAGGAUGCCCAGCAAACCACAUUGAUGAAUAUGGAAAUAGCUGAUUAUGAACGUUUGAUGAAAGAACUAAAUCAAAAGUUAGCUAAUAAAAACAGCAAGAUAGAAGAUUUGGAGCAAGAAAUAAAAAUUCAGAAGCAGAAACAAGAAACCCUGCAAGAAGAAAUGGCUUCACUACAGUCUUCAGUGCAACAAUCUGAGGAAAAGAAUACCAAAAUCAAGCAGUUGCUUGUGAAAACCAAAAAAGAACUGGCAGAUUCAAAGCAAGCAGAAACUGAUCACUUAAUACUUCAAGCAUCUUUAAAGGGUGAGCUGGAGGCAAGCCAGCAGCAAGUAGAAGUCUAUAAAAUUCAGCUGGCUGACAUAACCUCUGAGAAACAUAAAGUUCAUGAACAGCUGAAGACCUCUGCAGACCAGCACCAGCGCACAUUGAGCGCAUACCAGCAAAAAGUGACAGCCCUUCAAGAAGAAUGCCACGCUGCCAAGGCAGAACAAGCUACUAUAGCCUCUGAAUUUGAGAACUACAAAGUCCGCGUUCACAAUGUUCUAAAACAACAGAAAAAUAAAUCUGUGUCUCAGACUGAAACCGAGGGAACUAAACAAGAAAGAGAACACCUGGAAAUGCUGAUUGAUCAACUAAAAAUCAAAUUACAGGACACCCAAAAUAACUUACAGAUCAACGUAUCCGAACUUCAGAUGUUACAGUCUGAACAUGACACUCUGCUAGAAAGACAUAACAAGAUGCUGCAGGAAACUGUAUCCAAAGAGGCAGAACUCCGGGAAAAGUUGUGUUCAAUACAGUCUGAGAACAUGAUGCUAAAGUCUGAACAUGCACAGACUGUGAGUCAACUGACGUCCCAAAAUGAGGUCCUUCGCAGCAGCUUCCGUGAUCAAGUGCGCCAUUUGCAGGAAGAGCACAGAAAGACAAUGGAAACUUUACAGCAGCAACUCUCCAAAGUGGAAGCUCAGCUUUUCCAGCUUAAGAGUGAACCGACCACAAGAAGCCCAGCUUCUUCCCACCAACCUUUGAAGAACCUUCGAGAAAGGAGAAGCACAGACCUUCCCCUACCAGACAUGUACACCAUAACCCGGGAGGAGGGAGAAGGAAUGGAGACAACUGACACAGAGUCUGUAUCUUCCUCUGGCACUCACACACAGUCUUUAGAGCAACUGCUUAAUUCUCCUGAAACUAAACUUGAGCCUCCUUUAUGGCAUGCUGAAUUUACCAAAGAAGAAUUGGUUCAAAAGCUCAGUUCUACCACAAAAAGCGCUGAUCACUUAAAUGUCCUGCUUCGGGAAACAGAAGCAACCAAUGCAAUCCUUAUGGAGCAAAUUAAGCUCCUCAAAAGUGAAAUAAGAAGACUGGAAAGAAAUCAGGAACGAGAAAAGUCUGUAGCUAACCUGGAGUACUUGAAGAAUGUCUUGCUCCAAUUCAUUUUCCUGAAACCAGGUAGUGAGAAAGAAAGACUGCUUCCUGUUAUAGAUACAAUGCUGCAGCUCAGCCCUGAAGAAAAGGGAAAACUUGCUGCAAUUGCUCAAGGUGAGGAAGAAAAUGCUUCCCGUUCCUCUGGCUGGGCAUCCUAUCUGCAUAGUUGGUCUGGACUUCGAUAGAUUGACAGGAAAACAUUAUUUACGAAAUAGAAUCCAUUUGGCAAAAAAGUUUCACAUUGCUGUCAUUCUUUUGUCCAAUAGUGUGUGUAUAUAUUCACAUCUACAUAUAUUUCUACAUAUCUAUGUCAGAUGUAUUUUAAAAGUCUCCGCUUGAAGUAAAAGUAUGAAGUAAGUACAGCAGCCUGAAGUGUUGAUACCAGUCCACAGCCCUUUGACUCUGUGACCUCCCAUGUGUGCUACCAGAUGAAAACACCAAGAACGAAGUCACUCCCUUCUUCUGUAGAACCUCAGGACCCGCCUGUUUCUGGGCAGUACUGUGAAUUUUGAAGUUAAAUUUUGGUACAGUACCAACUGGAAUUUAGGUUUUUAAAAUAAUGUUACAAGACUGUUUAUUGCAAGAUCAGACUUGCAGAUGGAUUAUUAUUAUAAAUUGUUAAAGAAAACUUGUUAAGUAGAAUAUGAAGGAAAAUACUUUAUUGGUAAAGUUGACAUGUUUAUUAAGAGAUUAUAAAGCAAAUAUGUGCAGUUAAUUAUGAAACUAAAAUACAGUUUAAUUACUUUAAAAUGAACUGUCCUUUUUUUCCUCUAAAGUAUAUUAUCUCAAAACUCAUUAUGUUGUUAGAGACUCUACCGUUGGCUGGUGUGACACGGAACAUGAACGUAGGGGACCAAGCUCAUUACCUCGGGGUGAUUUCAUGAUGUCUCUCCAGGCUCUUGAGGGGACUCAUCCACUUUUAAGCCAUGAAUCUGUUUUGAGAAUUCUUUCCAUCUCCCCUAAUAAAAACUUAUCAGCACA